ACUCAUUUCGUAAACGCCUGUUGAACACCUCGCAACUGGGAGAACGCGCACCGCACGCGCAGCGGCCCGAACAGAGAAAAAAUACUCGUAAAACCCGAAAACAAAAGAAAUCGGCGCAAUAAUGUUCGGUUAACACAACUAAGCUCCACGCAUCUGAAAAAUUUAUGAAAAUAUAUAUAUAUAUCCAAAAAAAAAAUCUAAAACGAUCAAAGACACAACAUGGUCAUGGAGAUGUCCAAGACGUAUCAGUACCGCAAGGUAAUGAAGCCCCUGUUGGAGCGUAAGCGACGGGCUCGCAUCAACAAGUGCCUAGAUGAUCUCAAGGACCUAAUGGUGGAGUGUCUGCAGCAGGAGGGCGAGCAUGUCACACGCCUGGAGAAGGCCGAUAUCCUUGAGCUGACAGUGGAUCAUAUGCGCAAGCUGAAGCAGCGUGGCGGCCUCUCACUGCAAGGACCCGGAGACGGAGACAGUCCACCGCUCGCCACCAGUUCCGCCCACGUUGAGUCUUUUCGCUCUGGAUAUGUGCACGCGGCCGAUCAGAUUACGCAAGUCCUGCUGCAGACGCAGAAAACUGAUGAGAUUGGACGCAAGAUUAUGAAAUUUCUAUCGACGCGACUAAUUGAGCUGCAAACCCAAUUGCUGACACAGCAGCAGCAACAACAGCAACCGCAAUCUGGGCCCGCCGUCGGUUUUGGAUCGGGACGAUUGGCCUUCCCGUUGCUGGGUGGCUACGGGCCGACGGCCGCCUCUGCCGCCGUUAGCUACACUGCCUAUCUGGCCGGCAAGGAUGAACUGAUCGACGUGACCUCUGUGGAUGGUACGGCGAUAUCCGAAACGGCGUCAGUGAGCUCUCAGGGGUCUGGCGCCUCGGAGCCCGUCUGGAGGCCCUGGUGAAGGCCCGACAGUCAACUCAGACGACAUCUAAUUUCGAAGAUCUUAUUAAUCGUUCGCUACACACAGCGUACAGCAACCGCAACAAGAUCCGUUGUCUUCCAAAGUAAUUUAUAGGCAAACAUAAGAUAAAUCCGAAUUGCUAAUCACUUUCGGAUUGUUUUUCAUAUAUUUUUAAGUAUAGUUCCGAUAGUUGUAUGUAGUCUGUAAAUGGAUUGUAUAAUUUAAUCAACUGUGAUAUAACUAAAGUGCAAGGAAGAAGAUCAGUUAAUUUCAUUGGAGUGCGUAACGUUUCCUGAUUGCUAAUGCUAAAAAAAGUUUCCUAACUUUGCUAAGUACAUUGCGCUUUAUUCAAAAAUGUACAGUUACCUA
Messenger RNA from Drosophila subobscura, 1263 nucleotides. RefSeq names its product enhancer of split m3 protein (gene E(spl)m3-HLH). The record is from RefSeq and is a predicted model, not a curated record. NCBI's taxonomy places the organism in Eukaryota, Metazoa, Arthropoda, Insecta, Diptera, Drosophilidae. Gene Ontology annotation, cellular component: nucleus. The coding region runs from base 220 to 894 and encodes 224 amino acids. The transcript has a single exon. Gene Ontology annotation, molecular function: protein dimerization activity; RNA polymerase II cis-regulatory region sequence-specific DNA binding; DNA-binding transcription factor activity, RNA polymerase II-specific. Gene Ontology annotation, biological process: regulation of transcription by RNA polymerase II; anterior/posterior pattern specification; regulation of neurogenesis.